CCAAGCUGUGCCUAUACAGUCGCUUAUAAUCUACGCAACGGAGAAGUUAGGACACAAAUAUUGAAAAACUUUCAGCAAAAAAUGAUAAAUUAUAGUUGUUAAAGUCAAUCUGUUUAGAGUUCACAGGCAGUAAAUCAGAAAAGUAUCAGUACAGAGGUGUUAAUUCGAAAUCUCUUAUACUGUUUUACUGAAACCACGUGGAUCAGUGAUGGAGGAUUUACCUGCAGAUUUGAGGGAAUUUCUUCAAAAUGAGCCUUUUUUAGAGCUUACUGCAGAUAAAAAGAUCAAGUGCACGUUAAACGGUCAUGAGUUUCCCUGCAAGCUUGCAGAGCUGCAGAACUUCAUAACAGGAAAGAAAUACAAGAAACUGUUAACAGGAGCCGAAUUCAACUACAGUCAGUACGAACCACAUGUGGUCCAGAGCACAAAACAGCCUAAUCAACUGUUUUGCAAGCUUACGCUGAGACACCUCAAUCAUGUGCCACAUCAUGUACUGCGACACGUCAAUGGGAAACGCUUCAAGAAAGCUUUGGCACAGUAUGAGGAAUGCAUGAAACAAGGUGUAGCGUUUGUUCCAGCCAGACUUAGGCAGAAAAGGCAACCCAAACACACAGAUGAAGCAAUGGAGAGCAGCAGUAAAGGAGGGAACAAGCAGAAACAGGACAGUGGUAUCUGGGCUUCAAACGACAGUGAUGUAGAAGGCAGCGACUCAGAGGACAGCAUGUCCGAUCUCUAUCCACCCACUCUGUUUUCUCUGAAGUCGGACAGACAGGAUGAGGUGGAGAACGGUGAGGAUGAAGACGACUUUCAGACCGAUGAUGAUGAUAUGGAGGUUUCAGACACGGAGGAAGAAAAACAAGCAGCGCAGAAACGCAAAAAGGUGCAGUUUGGUGCUGGUUGUAACAAGAAGUUCAAGAAAAACAGAAAAAGGAAAGGGUUUAAACCCAUCAGCAAAGUUAAAAAUGGAAAAUAAAAAUAUUGCAUUCAUA
This is a messenger RNA of Trichomycterus rosablanca, 989 nucleotides long. RefSeq names its product surfeit 2 (gene surf2). The transcript has 6 exons. NCBI's taxonomy places the organism in Eukaryota, Metazoa, Chordata, Actinopteri, Siluriformes, Trichomycteridae. Bases 209 to 973 code for a protein of 254 amino acids. The record is from RefSeq and is a predicted model, not a curated record.